AUGCGUCCAGGAUUCCAUAACUCCAGUGUGACCAGUCUGCGUUCGUUCUGCCUUUUCUUGAUGUCCACCCAGCGGCCCCUGCAGACCGGCCGCACGAGCGAGUGCUUUCCAGAACCUCUGCCGCCAAAGCGUUUCCUGUCUCCACGCUUCGUGUUUGGCCUGUUUGCAGCUCCUUUCCAGAAAUCUGGAGAUGGAGGCAGACACAGAGAUGGACACGGACAGGGAGAUAGAUGCUUUUCCUCCUUUAUGAUGCUUCUUUGGUUCAGACAUUCACAGAUCCUGCUUCCUCUCUCGGAACUUGUUUUACCCAGCCAUACAUGUGGAAAUCCUGGGGAGAUACUGAAAGGAGUUCUCCAUGGCACAAGAUUCAACAUAGGAGACAAAAUCCGGUACAGCUGUCUCUCUGGCUAUAUCUUGGAAGGCCAUGCGAUUCUGACCUGCAUCGUCAGCCCUGGGAAUGGUGCUUCCUGGGACUUUCCAGCUCCAUUUUGCAGGGCUGAGGGAGCCUGUGGAGGGACCCUGCGGGGAACCAGCAGCCACAUUUCCAGCCCGCACUUCCCCUCAGAAUACGGGAACAAUGCAGACUGUACCUGGACCAUCCUCGCUGAGCCCGGGGACACCAUUGCCUUGGUCUUCACUGACUUUCAACUAGAAGAAGGGUACGACUUCUUGGAGAUCAGUGGAACAGAAGCGCCGUCCAUAUGGCUCACUGGCACGAACCUUCCUUCUCCCGUUAUAAGCAGCAAGAACUGGUUACGACUGCAUUUUACAUCUGACAGCAACCAUCGGCGCAAAGGAUUUAAUGCACAAUUUCAAGUGAAAAAGGCAAUUGAAUUGAAGUCAAGAGGAGUCAAGAUGAUGCCCAGCAAGGACAGUAGUCAUAAAAACUCCGUCUUGAGUCAAGGAGGCGUUGCGUUGGUCUCUGACAUGUGUCCAGAUCCCGGGAUUCCGGAAAAUGGAAGAAGAGCAGGUUCCGACUUCAGGGUUGGUGCAAAUGUCCAGUUCUCCUGUGAGGAUAAUUAUGUGCUCCAGGGAUCCAAGAGUAUAACCUGUCAGAGAGUCACGGAGACACUGGCCGCGUGGAGCGACCAUCGGCCCAUUUGCCGAGCUAGAACAUGUGGAUCAAAUCUGCGUGGACCCAGCGGCAUCAUCACCUCCCCUAAUUACCCGGUUCAGUAUGAAGACAACGCUCACUGUGUGUGGGUCAUUACCACAACUGACCCGGACAAGGUCAUCAAGCUCGCGUUUGAGGAGUUUGAACUGGAGCGAGGCUAUGACACCCUCACCGUGGGCGAUGCUGGCAAAGUGGGCGACACCAGGACCGUCUUAUACGUACUCACUGGCUCCAGUGUUCCUGACCUGAUUGUGAGCAUGAGCAACCAGAUGUGGCUGCACCUGCAGUCUGAUGACAGCAUCGCCUCGCCUGGAUUUAAAGCUGUUUACCAAGAAAUCGAAAAGGGAGGAUGUGGGGACCCUGGGGUCCCCGCCUAUGGGAAGCGGACUGGCAGCAGCUUCCUGCACGGGGACACCCUCACUUUUGAGUGCCAGGCGGCCUUCGAGCUGGUGGGGGAGAGGGUCAUCACGUGCCAGCAGAACAACCAGUGGUCGGGGAACAAGCCCAGCUGUGUGUUCUCGUGUUUCUUCAACUUCACUGCGUCGUCGGGGAUCAUCCUGUCCCCCAAUUAUCCGGAGGAAUACGGCAACAACAUGAACUGCGUUUGGUUGAUCAUCUCUGAACCCGGGAGCAGGAUCCACCUCAUUUUCAACGAUUUUGACGUGGAGCCUCAGUUUGACUUCCUGGCGAUCAAAGACGAUGGGAUUUCUGACCUAACAGUCCUCGGCACUUUCUCGGGCCACGAGGUGCCCUCCCAGCUGGCCAGCAGCGGGCACAUCGUCCGCUUGGAAUUUCAGUCUGACCACUCCACCACCGGCAGGGGGUUCAACAUCACUUACACCACAUUUGGUCAGAAUGAGUGCCAUGAUCCUGGGAUUCCCAUAAAUGGGCGACGUUUUGGGGACAGAUUUCUACUUGGGAGUUCAGUUUCUUUCCACUGUGACGAUGGCUUUGUCAAAACCCAGGGGUCGGAGUCUAUCACCUGCACCCUGCAGGAUGGAAAUGUGGUCUGGAGCUCCACAGUCCCCCGCUGCGAAGCCCCGUGUGGUGGACACCUGACAGCUUCCAGUGGACUCAUUCUGCCUCCCGGAUGGCCAGGCUAUUAUAAAGAUUCUCUGAACUGUGAAUGGGUCAUCGAAGCCAAGCCCGGACACUCUAUCAAAAUAACGUUUGAUAGAUUCCAGACUGAAGUCAACUAUGACACGCUGGAAGUCCGAGAUGGGCCAGCCAGCUCGUCCCCGCUGAUCGGAGAGUACCAUGGCACGCAGGCCCCCCGGUUUCUGAUCAGCACUGGCCAUUUCAUGUAUCUCCUCUUCACCACGGACAACAGCCGCUCCAGCAUCGGCUUCCUCAUUCACUACGAGAGUGUGACUCUGGACUCGGACUCUUGCCUUGACCCAGGAAUCCCUGUGAAUGGGCAUCGGCACGGCAGUCAUUUUGGCAUCAGGUCUACGGUGACUUUCAGCUGUGACCCGGGGUACACGCUGAGCGACGAUGAGCCCCUGGUCUGCGAGAGGAACCAUCAAUGGAACCACGCCCUGCCCAGCUGUGACGCCCUCUGUGGAGGCUACAUCCAUGGGAAGAGUGGAACCGUCCUUUCCCCAGGGUUUCCGGAUUUUUACCCAAACUCCCUGAACUGUACAUGGACCAUUGAAGUGUCUCACGGGAAGGGAGUUCAGAUGAUCUUCCACACCUUCCACCUAGAAAGCUCCCACGACUAUUUACUGAUCACAGAGGAUGGGAGUUUCACCGAGCCCGUGGCCAGACUCACUGGCUCUGUACUGCCUCACACUAUUAAGGCGGGUUUGUUUGGAAACUUCACCGCCCAGCUUCGGUUCAUCUCAGACUUUUCCAUUUCCUACGAGGGCUUCAACAUCACGUUCUCAGAAUAUGACCUGGAGCCUUGCGAUGACCCUGGCGUCCCUGCCUUCAGCCGAAGAAUUGGUUUCCACUUUGGAGUUGGGGACUCUCUGACUUUUUCCUGCUUCCCGGGGUAUCGCUUAGAAGGUGCAACCAAGCUUACGUGCCUGGGUGGGGGCCGUCGUGUGUGGAGCGCGCCUCUGCCAAGGUGUGUGGCUGAAUGUGGAGCAAGUGUCAAAGGAAAUGAAGGAACAUUGUUGUCCCCAAAUUUCCCAUCAAAUUACGAUAAUGACCACGAGUGUAUCUAUAAGAUAGAAACAGAAGCUGGCAAGGGGAUCCACCUCAGAGCACGGACCUUCCAGCUGUUUGAAGGAGACAUUCUGAAGGUGUAUGAUGGAAAAGACAGUUCAUCGCGUCCGUUGGGGUCCUUCACUAAGAAUGAGCUCACGGGGCUGGUCCUUAACAGCACUUCCAAUCACCUGUGGCUGGAAUUCAACACCAAUGGCUCUGAAACCGACCAGGGUUUCCAGCUCACCUAUACGAGUUUUGACCUAGUAAAAUGUGAGGAUCCAGGAAUCCCUAACUAUGGCUAUAGGAUCCGAGAUGAAGGCCACUUUACUGACACUGUAGUUCUGUACAGCUGUAACCCAGGCUAUGCCAUGCAUGGCAGCAACAGUCUGACCUGCCUGAGUGGCGACCGGAGAGUGUGGGACAAGCCACUGCCUUCCUGUGUAGCGGAGUGUGGUGGUCAUAUCCAUGCUGCCACGUCAGGGCGCAUCCUGUCUCCCGGCUACCCUGCUCCCUAUGACAACAACCUGCAUUGUACCUGGACCAUCGAGGCCGACCCAGGAAAGACCAUCAGCCUGCACUUCAUCGUGUUCGACACCGAGACGGCCCAUGACAUCCUGAAGGUCUGGGACGGCCCCGUGGACAGUGACGUCCUGCUGAAGGAGUGGAGCGGCUCCAUGCUCCCCGAGGACAUCCACAGUACCUUCAGCUCGCUCACCCUGCAGUUCGACAGCGACUUCUUCAUCAGCAAGUCUGGCUUCUCCAUUCAGUUCUCAACAUCCGUCGCGUCCACCUGCAAUGACCCAGGCCUGCCUCAGAACGGCACCCGCUACGGCGAUAGUAGAGAGCCGGGGGAUACCGUCACCUUCCAGUGUGACCCCGGAUAUCAGCUCCAAGGACAAGCUAAAAUCACCUGUGUGCAGCUGAAUAACCGAUUCUUCUGGCAGCCAGACCCUCCCACGUGCAUAGCUGCGUGUGGAGGGAACCUGACGGGCCCAGCGGGUGUCAUUCUGUCACCUAACUACCCGCAGCCAUAUCCUCCCGGGAAAGAAUGUGACUGGAGAAUAAAAGUGAAUCCAGACUUCGUCAUCGCCUUGAUAUUCAAAAGUUUCAACAUGGAGCCCAGUUAUGAUUUCCUACAUAUCUAUGAAGGAGAAGAUUCCAACAGACCUCUCCUUGGAAGUUUCCAGGGUUCUCAAGCCCCAGAAAGAAUAGAGAGUAGUGGAAAUAGUCUUUUUCUGGCUUUUCGGAGUGAUGCUUCCGUGGGCUUGUCGGGGUUUGCGAUUGAAUUUAAAGAGAAGCCCCGGGAAGCCUGUUUCGACCCUGGAAAUAUAAUGAACGGGACACGCAUUGGCACGGACUUCAAACUUGGCUCAACCGUGACCUACCAGUGUGACUCUGGCUACAAGAUUGUGGACCCCUCCUCCAUCACAUGUGUGAUCGGAGCGGACGGAAAACCUGCCUGGAGUCAGGCCUUGCCUUCCUGCAACGCUCCCUGCGGAGGCCAGUACACGGGGUCCGAAGGAGUCGUUUUGUCACCAAACUACCCUCAUAAUUACACGGCCGGUCAAAUAUGCCUCUACUCCAUAACGGUGCCAAAGGAGUUUGUCGUAUUCGGACAGUUUGCCUAUUUCCAGACGGCACUGAAUGAUUUGGCAGAAUUAUUUGAUGGGACACACCCACAGGCCAGACUUCUCAGCUCUCUCUCCGGGUCACAUUCAGGUGAAACAUUGCCAUUGGCGACAUCAAAUCAGAUUCUUCUCCGAUUCAGUGCAAAGAGCGGUUCAUCUGCCCGGGGUUUCCACUUUGUUUACCAAGCUGUCCCUCGGACCAGCGAUACCCAGUGCAGCUCUGUCCCCGAGCCCAGAUAUGGGCGGAGAAUUGGCUCCGAGUUCUCGGCCGGUUCGAUUGUUCGAUUCGAGUGCAACCCGGGGUACCUCCUUCAGGGCUCCACCGCCAUCCGCUGCCAGGCCGUGCCUAACGCGUUAGCUCAGUGGAACGACACAAUCCCGAGCUGCGUGGUCCCCUGCAGUGGCAAUUUCACUCAGCGCAGAGGUACCAUUUUAUCCCCCGGCUAUCCUGAACCAUAUGGUAACAACUUAAACUGUAUCUGGAAAAUCAUAGUUACGGAGGGAUCAGGAAUCCAGAUUCAAGUGAUCAGUUUUGCCACGGAGCAGAACUGGGACUCUCUGGAGAUUUACGACGGAGGGGACAUGACCGCGCCCAGGCUGGGAAGCUUCUCAGGAACCACGGUCCCAGCUCUUCUGAACAGCACGUCCAAUCAGCUCUGUCUCCACUUCCAGUCUGACAUUAGCGUGGCAGCCGCGGGCUUUCACCUGGAGUACAAAACGGUGGGUCUCGCUGCGUGUCAAGAACCCGUCCUUCCCAGCAACGGCAUCAAAACAGGUGAUCGGUAUAUGGUGAACGACGUCCUGUCCUUCCAGUGUGAACCGGGGUAUACCUUGCAGGGCCGCUCCCACAUUUCUUGUAUGCCGGGAACCGUUCGCCGCUGGAACUACCCAUCUCCCCUGUGCAUCGCAACCUGCGGAGGGACACUGAGCAGCAUGGGGGGAGUGAUCUUGAGCCCAGGGUUUCCGGGCGCGUACCCCAACAACCUGGAUUGCACCUGGAAAAUCCAGCUACCUGUUGGCUAUGGUGCACAUAUUCAAUUUCUGAAUUUUUCUACCGAAGCUAAUCACGACUACCUUGAAAUUCAGAACGGACCCCACCACGGCAGCCCCAUGAUCGGGCAGUUCAGUGGCACAGAACCCCCUUCCUCCCUGCUCAGUACGACACAUGAAACGCUCAUCCACUUUUACAGCGACCAUUCCCAGAACCGGCAAGGGUUUAAACUCACUUACCAAGCCUAUGAGUUACAGAACUGCCCGGACCCACCUCCUUUUCAGAAUGGUUAUAUGAUCAACUCGGACUAUAGUGUGGGACAGUCCAUAUCCUUUGAGUGCUACCCUGGGUACAUUUUAAUCGGCCACCCAGUCCUCACCUGUCAGCACGGGAUCGACCGAGACUGGAAUUAUCCUUUUCCAAGAUGUGACGCUCCUUGCGGAUAUAAUGUAACAUCUCAGAACGGUACCAUUUAUUCCCCUGGAUUUCCAGAUGAGUACCCAAUUUUGAAGGACUGCUUCUGGCUUAUCACUGUACCUCCUGGCCACGGGGUCUACAUCAACUUCACCUUGCUGCAGACUGAAGCUGUUAACGAUUACAUUGCUGUUUGGGAUGGGCCUGAUCAGAACUCACCUCAGCUGGGAGUUUUCAGUGGGAAUACGGCCCUGGAAACCGCGUAUAGCUCCACCAACCAAGUCCUGCUCAAGUUCCACAGCGACUUUUCAAAUGGAGGCUUCUUUGUUCUCAAUUUUCACGCAUUUCAGCUCAAGAAAUGCCAACCUCCCCCGGCCGUUCCACAGGCAGAAAUGCUUACUGAGGAUGAAGAUUUUGAAAUAGGGGAUUUUGUGAAGUACCAGUGCCACCCUGGGUACACGCUGGUAGGGACUGACACGCUGGCCUGCAGGCUCAGUUCCCAGCUGCAGUUUGAAGGCUCUCCCCCAACGUGUGAAGGUUCUUCUGGUCAAAGUCCUCUGUUAGUGGUCUUAAGUGGGAACCACACUGAACAAUCCAAUUUUACAAGCAGGAGUAAUCAGUUAUAUCUCCGCUGGUCCACCGAUCAUGCAACCAGUAAGAAAGGAUUCAAGAUUCGAUAUACAGCACCCUACUGCAGCCUGACCCACACUCCGAAGAAUGGAGGCAUUUUCAACAGGACCACGGGGGCGGUUGGAAGUCAAGUGCAUUAUUUUUGCAAGCCUGGGUAUCGCAUGAUCGGCCACAGCAACGCAACCUGUAGACGGAACCCAGUUGGCAUGUAUCAGUGGGAUUCUCUCGCCCCGCUCUGCCAGGCUGUGUCCUGUGGAAUCCCCGAGUCCCCGGGAAAUGGUUCCUUUACGGGCAACGAGUUCACGCUGGAUAGUAAAGUGAUCUAUGAAUGUAAUGAGGGCUUUAAGCUGGAAGCAGGCCAACAAGCAGCGGCCGUAUGUCGGGAAGAUGGACUGUGGAAUAACACGGGGAAGCCUCCUGCGUGUACACCGGUGAUUUGUCCUGGCAUCGAAGCUCAGCUCCCGGAGCACGUCACCUGGAGACUGGUUUCGGGGUCACUGAACGAGUAUGGAGCUCAGGUCGUGCUGAGCUGCAGUCCUGGCUAUUACCUGGAGGGCCAGAGGCUGGCACAGUGCCAAGCCAAUGGAACGUGGAGCCUAGGCGACGAGAGACCCAGAUGUCGAGUGAUCUCGUGUGGAAGCCUCUCCUUUCCGCCAAACGGUAACAAGAUUGGCACGCUCACAGUUUAUGGGGCCACAGCUAUAUUUACGUGCAACACGGGCUACACCCUGGUGGGGUCUCACGUCAGAGAAUGCUUAGCAAAUGGACUUUGGAGUGGCUCCGAAACUCGAUGUCUGGCUGGCCACUGCGGUUCCCCGGACCCGAUCGUGAACGGUCACAUCAGCGGAGACGGCUUCAGCUACCGGGACACUGUGGUUUAUCAGUGCAAUCCUGGCUUCAGGCUGGUUGGAACUUCCGUUCGAAUCUGCCUGCAAGACCACAAGUGGUCCGGACAGACCCCCGUCUGUGUCCCCAUCACCUGCGGCCACCCCGGGAACCCUGCCCACGGCUUCACCAACGGCAGCGAGUUCAACCUGAACGACGUCGUGAACUUCACCUGCAACACGGGCUAUCUGCUGCAGGGUGCCUCUCGGGCCCAGUGUCGGAGCAACGGCCAGUGGAGUAGCGCCCUGCCCACGUGUCGAGUGGUGAACUGCUCAGAUCCAGGCUUUGUGGAAAACGCCAUUCGUCAUGGGCAACAGAAUUUCCCUGAGAGUUUUGAAUAUGGAAUGAGUAUCAUGUAUCAUUGCAAGAAGGGAUUCUACUUGUUGGGAUCUUCUGCCUUAACCUGUACGGCGAAUGGCUUAUGGGAUCGGUCUUUACCCAAGUGUUUGACUAUAUCAUGUGGACACCCAGGGGUUCCUGCCAAUGCUAUCCUAACUGGAGAACUGUUUACAUAUGGUGCCGUAGUUCACUACGCGUGCAAAGGGAGCCGGAAUCUUGUAGGCAACAGCACUAGAGUGUGUCAAGAGGAUAGUCACUGGAGUGGGGCACUACCCCACUGUACAGGAAAUGAUCCUGGAUUUUGUGGGGAUCCGGGGACCCCAGCACAUGGAUCCCGGCUUGGAGAUGAACUCAAGGCCAAGAGCCUUCUCCGUUUCUCCUGUGAGAUGGGUUAUCAGCUGAGGGGCUCUCCUGAGCGGACGUGUUUGCUCAAUGGCUCAUGGUCAGGACUGCAGCCCGUCUGUGAAGCCGUGUCCUGUGGGAAUCCUGGCACGCCCACCAACGGCAUGAUUGUCAGCAGUGACGGCGUCCUGUUCUCCAGCUCGGUCAUCUACGCCUGUUGGGAAGGCUACAAGACCUCGGGGUUAAUGAUUCGGCACUGCACAGCCAACGGGACCUGGACCGGCACAGCCCCCGACUGUACAAUUAUAAGCUGUGGGGACCCAGGUACACUGGCCAAUGGCAUCCAGUUUGGGACGGAUUUCACCUUCAAUAAGACUGUAAGCUAUCAGUGUGACCCUGGCUAUCUCCUGGAACCUGUCACAUCAUCCACCAUCCGUUGUACCAAAGACAGUACAUGGAAUAACAGCAAACCCACCUGCAAAGCUGUCACGUGUGGCCAGCCUCCUCAAGUACAGCACGGGAAGGUGGAGGGAGCAGAUUUCCACUGGGGGUCCAGCAUCAGUUACAGCUGCGUGGACGGCUUCCAGCCCUCUCACUCCGCCAUCCUCUCCUGCGAAGGCCGUGGGGUGUGGAAAGGGGAGGUGCCCCAGUGCCUACCUGUGUUCUGCGGAGACCCCGGCACCCCCGCGGAGGGGCGGCUCAGUGGCAAAAGCUUCACCUAUAAAUCUGAAGUCUUCUUCCAGUGCAAACCUCCCUUCAUACUGGUGGGGUCCUCGAGAAGAACCUGCCAGGCCGACGGCACGUGGAGCGGCACCCAGCCCACCUGCAUCGAUCCAGCUCAUAACAGCUGCCCAGACCCCGGCACUCCACACUUCGGAAUACAGAAUAGCUCCAGAGGAUAUGAGGUCGGAAGCACCGUGUUUUUCAGGUGCAGAAAAGGUUACCACAUCCAAGGUUCUACGACUCGGACUUGCCUGGCAAAUUUAACUUGGAGUGGAAUACAGACAGAAUGUAUACCCCACGCCUGCAGACAGCCAGAAACGCCAGCCCACGCGGACGUGAGAGCGAUAGACCUCCCCACCUUCGGUUACACCUUGGUGUACACCUGCCAUCCGGGGUUCUUCCUCGCGGCCGGGUCUGAGCACAGGACGUGUAAAGCAGAUAUGAGGUGGACGGGAAAAUCGCCUGUCUGUAAAAUUCCUUCAGAUGUAUUUUUUAUCAAUUCAGUGUGGAAGGGAUAUUAUGAAUAUUUAGGGAAAAGACAACCCGCAACUCUAACAGUUGACUGGUUCAACGCAACAAGUAGUAAGGUGAACGCGACCUUCCUCGAAGCCUCGCAGGUGGAGCUGAAAUUGACAGGUGUUUACAAGAAGGAAGAAGCUCACUUACUUCUGAAGGCUUUCCAAAUUAAAGGUCCCGCAGAUAUUUUUGUAAGCAAGUUUGAAAAUGACAACUGGGGACUAGAUGGCUAUGUGUCAUCAGGACUUGAAAGGGGAGGAUUUACUUUUCAAGGUGACAUUCAUGGAAAAGACUUCGGAAAAUUCAAGCUGGAAAGGCAAGAUCCCUUAAACUCGGACCAAGACCCUUCAAAUCAUUACCACGGCACUAGCAGCGGCUCGGUCGCGGCUGCGAUUCUCGUUCCGUUCUUUGCUCUGAUUUUGUCCGGAUUUGCGUUUUACCUCUACAAACACAGAACGAGACCAAAAGUUCAAUACAACGGCUAUGCCGGACACGAAAACAGCAAUGGACAAGCUUCAUUUGAAAACCCUAUGUAUGAUACAAACUUAAAACCCACAGAGGCAAAGGCUGUGCGGUUUGACACAACUCUGAACACAGUGUGCACAGUGGUAUAGCCCUCAGUGCCCCAUUAGGACUGAUUCAUAGCCAUACCUCUGUUGGACAAGCAGUAACUCCUUUGGUGCCAUAUACCACUCUCCCUUCUAGUCUUGGCUUUGCUGCGGUGAUCUUUCACAUCUUCUGCUGGCGUCCGUGCGGCGGUAAUCUCCAGUCACGUGCGCCAGAGUCUCCUGAGGAUCGGGUGACACAGAGACCUGCAUUCUGAACGUGGAUUCUCCAUGCCUGGCUUCAUCUGCUCGGGAUCAAGGCACACUCAAGGAAGACUGCCGAGUCACGCCAAUACUUUGUACUUAAUGCCUCAGACUUUCGUAUUUCUGUGUGGCUGGGAUGCCUUUCAAUGCAAUCUUCUGGGCACGUGGAUACAUCCCCUGGGUGCGGUGAUAAAAUGAUAGCACCACAAUAUGUUGUUUUGUUUUUUUAACCCCCAUAAAUAUGAAUACUCUGAAAAACAACAACAACAACAACAACAACAGAGCUCUCUUGAAGAAACCUUUCUGGUAGAGAUGCACACACCUACAAACGCUUCACUCUGUCCUUCCUGAGACCUGACAAGCUUUGAGGACUCACGGCUCCCCUCGGUGUCCAUUCCUAGGGCCAUUUGCAAAUUUCCCAGUCAGCCGUUCUAUUGCAGAAUUUUUGAUGCACAAUUUUUUGCACUAGUGUGUUAUGAAUGACUGAGUAAGAUUCUGAUAAAAAAAUAAACUAUUUACACAGGGUUUAUACACACUAUCCAUUGUAUAUAAGCAUCUUCUCAUGCUGUCCAGCGAAACAUCCACCAUCCAUCCGUUCAGUUGGCAUCUUAGCGAAAGAAAACAUCCCCAGAUAUGGCACAGGUUUUGAAGGGAAACAUGGUGUUGAAGAGAUUUAUUUUAUCAUUGCUUCUUUUAGCUGCGUAUGUGUGUUGAAGUCAUUGAUGAUGUCGAAAGAGGGGGGAAACACCAGAGGGCUUUGCAGUUGCCGCACACUCUGUUCCCUUUAGCAGCACCCGUGACCGCCAGUACUGCUGUAUUGCGUGGCCAGGGGGCUGCUGAGCUUCUGUUUGCCAUGGAGAAUGUCAGUAGUAAUUUAUUUUAGAUAGCUCAUGAGCUUGUGAGGCUUGGCUCACUGUAGUCUUCCCUCUGCAUCACAGUUUGUUCUUCCAGAGCAUUGCCACUCUCCGCUAUGGCAUUGAAAGACGGUGCUGUGCAGUCGCCCCUUGAACUCAGUGGGAACUGUCCGGGAGCAGAGCAUCAGAUGUCCCUCCGGAGGCCAGGAAACAUUACACACACUCCUCUUUCCCAGUGACACAUUUUACAUAUCACUGUGUCCUUCAUUUCGUGCUAGUUCCAGAUGCAGAGACAACUGGAUUUUUCACGUUUAAAAUUUCUCAUACAUUAAAUUCUGAAUGAUGGUAGGAAGGAAAUGGGCAUGGUCCCCAGUGCGGAUAAAAACAUCAAAGGAUGAAAUAGAAGACAUGGCAAUGAGAUGGUGAUGUCACAAAACCACAGUGAAGACCGAGUUUAUUUUUAUUUAUAACUGUGGGCUUGGCUAAAAGCGUCUUGAAAAGGCAGUGCUUAUUUUGUUAUUUGCGUUUUAAGUACGUACCCCCCAUAUGGAAAACAUCUCCCUUCUCACAUUCCAGAGCAGCGUCUGUAGAGCGUUUCAUUCCUGUUGUUGUGGGCGUAUUCACACCUAGCUUUAAGGCCGAUAUAGUGGUGUCUCUGUUGCAUGUUUAAGUGCAGGGCUUCAAAAGUGAAAAAAAAAAAAAAAAAGGAAAAAAAAAAGACACAAAAACGUGUCAGGAUAAUAGUUCCUUCUUUCAUGUCAUGUGUUUUGAUUUGAACGCUUUAGCGGAUAUUUGAUCCUUGGUGCCCACUGUCGCGUUGCUCGUUUGAAGGGUCCUAUGCUGUUAGGAGGACAUAACUGACCUCUUCUAGUUGCUUCUUUGCCUUUUGAACUCCAAAUGACAAAUUCCUUAGUAUCAUGCUGAAUUCCCAGCACCUUUUCCUCUGGCCAACCUGAUAACGUGACUGGAGAUUUGCUUUGCAGCCUGGGGCCCUUAUGCGGAUUUUUCUCCUUAGACUAGACAAGGUCAGCCAGAGCCAGGCUCCUAACACGCACACUGACCGGGCACGGAAAGGGAGCAUGAGGAAGUUCCAGGAUCGCUGUGUGCAGGGGAGAACAGGGUUACUAUAUAUAUUAGGUGUAUAUAUAUACAUACAUAUAUACAUAUAAAUAUAUUGUACAUAUAUCUAAGUUUGAGUCAUUCAAACUAGGUGCAAAAUGCUGACUUCAGAGUCUGAAUCAAUGUCUCUCUCCCCCCAUCCCUGACCUGCUUGCCGGUCAACGACGUUACAAAUUCCUGAAACGACAGGACAUACAUACACGCGGCAACCACAUAUCAGAUAUUAGAUAUCAUUUUCCUUUGUGUGCACAGUAAACCCGACCUUUGGUUGCCACUUUGGAGCAUGUUAUUAAACCCCAAAUACAACAUGCGAUGGUCCUGCGAGAAGUCCGCCGAGUUUCUUCCUAGGGUGUGUGCGCGGUAUUGAACCAGAUCCCCUGCGAGGUGUGGAGGCGCGCGUGCAGGUGGUCCACACACGCGCCUUCCGCCAUGGGGCUGCAAGACUCCUUCUGGAAGCGCCCAGAAUCGUGUGCGGGAAGGACCCCAUGCUAACACAGGUUAUGUGCUUCAGAGCUGUUUAAAACUGCUGCUCGUAUCACACAUCUUGCCUUUCUUCAGGCUAGCUGCAAUAAUUUUUUUCUUCUGUAAGAUAUUUUGUAAACAACAACAACAAAAAGCUAUUAUAAAAAAAAGGGGGACAGAACGCUGGUAUCACGAUCAGGAAACCCAUCGCACCUCUGCCCGCCCCGUGUUACCAUCUCGCCACAUGCUGCUGACAUGAAGUAGGUGCAAACGACCUUUUUGUACAGAGAUAUAUUUUUUAUGAAGAAUUUGUAAAAUUAUUAAAUAUGCUGUAAUUUUUUGAUUAAUGUAGGUAAAUUGUUAAAAAAAUAAAUGUUUUUACAAAUACAGAACUGUAAUUUUCCCAAUAAUGUACAAUGUACCACCCCUAGCUGAUUUUCAGUUCCGACCCUAUUACACAUGUAUUAAUAUUAAAGUGGCCUGUUAAAAUGAACAGUAUCUUUCUUUUUUGUCAAAAACAUUAUAAAGAGAGUGUAAUAUAGCCUGUGCAAUGCCACCUACCU
Messenger RNA from Panthera uncia (snow leopard), 13540 nucleotides. RefSeq names its product CUB and Sushi multiple domains 1 (gene CSMD1). The record is from RefSeq and is a predicted model, not a curated record. The transcript is spliced from 66 exons. Lineage: Eukaryota; Metazoa; Chordata; Mammalia; Carnivora; Felidae. The coding region runs from base 1 to 10347 and encodes 3448 amino acids.